AUGAGUACACCAGAUGAUCCAGUUAUUCAUAGUCCUGGAUCAAUGCGUAAUGAUCCGUCAGUAACAACGCAAAUGCCAGCGGUAGCGGCACCGGUACCAGCAUCAACAAUUAUAUCAAAUAGUGGUGCAGAAAUUUUAUCGGGUGAAAAUAUUAUAACAACAGGUACAGAUACGGGUACACUAGUUGGUAAUACAGCAGCAACCAUGGUAACAUCAACUAAUGCAGCAGCAGCAAUACGAUGUAACGGUGGUGGUGGUGGUUCCGGUAUUACGGUAACGGUAGCACCAGGUUCAUUGCCGGCAGUUGCUGCAGGCAAUCUUUUGCGAUUAUUGAAGGGUGGUUUAUCCGGUGUAGGUUUAAAUAUGAUGGAUGAAUUAACAAUGAAUACCGGUAGCGUACGUCAAAAUGCUCCGUCAUCCAGUGGUUGUUGUUCACCAAAUAUAGAAACUGGCACUGAUGAAGCACGACGUCGUCAAAAAACGUGUCGCGUAUGUGGUGAUCAUGCAACGGGUUAUAAUUUUAAUGUUAUCACAUGCGAAUCAUGUAAAGCUUUCUUCAGAAGAAAUGCUCUAAGACCUAAGGAAUUUAAAUGUCCUUAUUCGGAUGACUGUGAUAUUAAUUCGGUAAGCCGUCGAUUUUGUCAGAAAUGCCGGCUACGAAAAUGUUUUUCUGUUGGUAUGAAAAAAGAAUGGAUUUUAAAUGAGGAACAAUUAAGAAGGCGGAAAAAUUCACGUUUAAAUCAUAUGCAACAACAACAACAACAACAACAACAACAAAAUCGUAAUACAAAUGUUAAUAAUAGUGGUACAACACAUGUAACAAUAGCUGCUCAUACAAAUACAACAAGAAAAUUAUCAACACCAAUGAAUAUUACUACCUCGAAUCAACCAUGCAAUACUACUUCAUCAUCAAGUACACCACCAGCUAUGUUUAGUGCAGCUCAAAUGAUUCAUCGCAGGGAAUCAGAUGCGACACUUGUUAGUCCAUCCGCUGUUCAUACGAUGCUAAGUCCUACUAAUUCAACUGUUUCACCCUCAGUACUAUCUUCCUCAUCACCUGAUUCCCCGACACAUAGUGCUCUAAUCGGUCUACCUCAGCUCGAUACCAGCAGCGAUGCCUACGAAUCAAAUUUGAUGCGUUUACAACGACAACAAGCAGCUGUAGCUGCUAGUGCAGCUUAUGCAAAUUUACGUCGAAAUGGUUGUGGUUCAGCAAUGCUACCACCAAAUUCAGCAUUAUCAUCAUUAGCUAGAACAGGUCCAGAACCACAUGUAACAAUGUCAAUGGAUGAAUAUCAAGCAUUGGUAAAAGCAGCUAAAGCAGGUGGUGCUUUGGUACCACCGGUACCAGCGGUACCAUCUUCUAGCUCUGAUCCAUGCUCAUCACAAUCGAUCUGUAAUACAUUGGAUGAUAUUAAACGAAAUAUUUAUUCACCAAUUGAUCAUGAAACAACAACAGCAACAACAACAACAGCAAUGAAUAUUGGAAAUAGUCAUGGUAUCAUACGACCAUCAUUAAUUCAAUGUACACCAAUCACCGAUUAUACAGAAUUAAGCGCUGCAGCAGCUAAUUUACCACGUGGAACGUUCAAAUUAACGUCAGACGUGGAAAAAAAAGUAAAAUAUAUGCACGAUACGAUACACGAUGAGCUGAAUACUAUUUCACCGAAAUUAUGCACUGAACGUGAAACUUUAAAACAAGCAAUUUAUCAUGAAGGUGACUCACGACUUAAUUAUCAACUUAAUUCAGCUGAACUUCGUGCACUAGAUAUUGUUCGAGAUGCAUUUGCAUGUAUGAAUGAACCAAUUGAAGAUUCUCGAAAAGCGGCAUAUCUAAAGAAAGUUACUCAUGAUCCAACCGAUAUUCUUAAUAUUAUUGAUAUUACAAUGCGACGAUUGGUUAAAAUGGCAAAAAAAUUACCAGCAUUUAAUGAUUUAUCACAAGAUGGAAAAUUUGCUUUAUUAAAAGGUGGAAUGGUUGAAAUGUUAACGAUGCGUGGUGUGACACGUUUUGAUAUGGAUCGAAAAUGUUGGCGGACACCGGUUGUUUCGGAUGAUAGUAAAAUAUCAUUGGAAAUGUUUGAUCAAUUAAAAGAGGGACUUCGUGAUCGACAAAAAGAAGGAUUUUUAAAAUUUUGUGAAUCAUUACAUCCAGAUCUUCGAAAUAAUGAGCUUGCAAUUGAUUUAAUUGUUCUUAUUUUGUUGUUUGAUCCAAAUCGUGAUGCACUUCUGGAUCCGGCUGAUCGAAUUACCGUUGUCCGGCAUUGUCAAGAGUAUCAAGCUCUUUUGCAUCGUUAUAUGGAAUCAAUGUAUGGUCAUGAGGCACGUUCACGUUACGAACGUUUACCGGAAUCAUUAAGGAUUUUGAGAACAAUUAGCCAGAAUGCUAUAACACUAUUCCUGGGACGUGUUGAUCCGAAUCAAUCGGAAGCACUUCCAAAAGAAUUCUUCAAAACUACUUAG
Messenger RNA from Brugia pahangi, 2463 nucleotides. The record is from the annotation of a GenBank genome assembly. NCBI's taxonomy places the organism in Eukaryota, Metazoa, Nematoda, Chromadorea, Rhabditida, Onchocercidae.